Molecule: messenger RNA, 677 nt
Organism: Eutrema salsugineum
Lineage: Eukaryota; Viridiplantae; Streptophyta; Magnoliopsida; Brassicales; Brassicaceae
Exons: 3
Coding region: 90-548 (152 amino acids)
Source: RefSeq, a predicted model, not a curated record
GCGCCCUCUGUUCGUCUUUCACUUAAUCAUCUCUUUCCCUUGAUCGGAGAACACGAAAUCAGACUCGAUGUCUCCUCGUUCGACCUGCCAUGAGCUUAGCUCAGAAGAUUCAAUCUGCGAAGGUCCAAUCUCAAGCCGCCUCUAUUGCUCAGCGUCGUGGUCUCGCCAGUGCUGCUUGUAGCACUCUCUUUCUCUCUCUCUUUGCGAUUGCUUUGGAAUCCCUAUUCAGAUGUUUCACGUUUAUCAGAUCAUUUUCUUUAACAAUGGAAAGGUUUAAACUUUGGGAAGAUGGCUAUUUUUAUCUGUUCUUCCAAUAUAUGAAUUGUUGGUUAUAUUUAAUUUGUGCAGGUAAUCAUGGAGAUGCCAAGGUUAACUUCUGGAAAGAUCCCAUGAACCCUGGAAACUGGAAAGAUGAACAAUUUAUGCUUAUUGGUUCUGGUCUGUUUUGCUAUGGAGGUUACAAAUUCUUCAACAGUGACACAGUAAGAGAAACCUAUCGAAACGAGGAAGCGCGGAAUCUAUUGUUGGCAGCUAUCUUUGAAAAAUAAGCGUUUAGAUACAAUUUCGUUUAAUGUUUUUUCAAUUUAAAACUUAUAGAAUCUCAUCAUCCUCUCUAUCUCGUGACGACUUGCCUUUUGAUUGUUUAUAAUAUAAGUAUGCAUCAUUUUCCAUUUAAA